CAGGAUCAAACGCAAAAAUAUAAUUCCUCUUCAAAGUAAAAAACGCGUUCAAAUUUUCAGAAGUGGGAUCAGUAUCCAUGCGCGACGCAGUCAUCCAUACGGGAACAACGUCGGCGACGGAAACGGCAACGAAAUCGGAAUCUGUUUAGCAACGAAUACGGAAACGAGCAACGAAAACGAAUCCGACAAAACGGGCUGUCCGAGAAUUGCGCAGUUGGAGGCCAUCUUUGAUUAUCGACGUGAAAAUUUAUGAGCCGAAUCAAACGACGACGGCUUGCGGUGGACGAAAGGGAAGAGGAAGAAAAUCUGCAACGGUUGAACAGAGUGACGCCUAACAUGAACCGUGAGUUCCAGUCUGCAAUGCGGCCACUUCAUCCCGAAGAGAUAAAACCUCUCAUCGCUGAGUUCAGUGGUGAGUGUUCGGUCGGGCCAUGGCUGCGGAAAAUUCAACAUUAUCAGCGGCUUUAUUGUUGGAGUGACAGUGCUACGUUGUUGUAUGCUGCAACACGGUUAACCGGUUCGGCGAAAUUGUGGUACAGUUCGGUGGAAGAGCAGAUCGAUUCAUUUCAAGAAUUUAGAGUACGAAUUCUUGCAAUUUUUCCGAACUUUUGUGAUGAUGUGGAUGUUCAUCGAGAGCUAAUGGGAGUGAUUAAAUUUAAUCAAGAAAGUUACGAAAACUAUGUUUUUCGCGUGCAAAAUAUUGCCAGCAAAGGCGAAAUUUCACAAACAUCGGUUAUCAAGUACAUUCUAAGUGGAUUGUCUCGCGAUAAAUUGUAUGAGCAAGUGGUUUCGGGUCAGUAUAAAACAGUUUUCGAUCUACUUAAACGGCUCAAGUGGUGCGAAUCAAACAUUAAAUUGAAGAAAGCAACUUUCGCGCCUGGAAAUUCGGGAAGUGUAUCGAGAUCGAAUACAGGAAAAGUCUUGCCACCGCCGGCUAGAGUGGCAUCUGCAAUCGUUUGCUUUAACUGCAGCGCACCAGGACAUAGGUCGAUUGAUUGUCCUCGCCCACAGCGCCGUGAACGUUGCACUGUGUGCAUGAAGGUUGGUUAUACUGCAAGCGUGUGCAACAAUCCUGGAAUUCCGAAGGCCAAGCCAAUGGUUGCGAUGGUGAAUACGGUAAAGCCCACGAUGCCGGAAGGGGGAGCAGAAUCCGACCAAUUGGAAAUCGAAACCGACGAAGAGGGGAUGCUGGACUGCGAAGCUGUUCUGGGUCGUCGACUGAGGAACAUGAAGCUGUUGGUCGAUUCUGGAAGCGCGAAUGAAUAACCCGUAGGCAUAACAUCAUUGCCGUUAAAUAUAUAUUCAAAUCGCUAUUAUAAAAAUUGUAACGAGCGUAGGGAUUAGGACGACGAGGCGUUCAGCAGGACGGCCGAGCUGUAAGAGUGAAAAUAUGACAUCGUACAAUUGAAUCAAAAACAAAUUAUCUGGCAACCAUGAACGCUCUCGUCCGUCACUCGUUUUGUAAAGCUAGACAGGA
This is a messenger RNA of Uranotaenia lowii, 1477 nucleotides long. RefSeq lists its product as uncharacterized. The record is from RefSeq and is a predicted model, not a curated record. Bases 250 to 1266 code for a protein of 338 amino acids. The transcript has a single exon. Lineage: Eukaryota; Metazoa; Arthropoda; Insecta; Diptera; Culicidae. Gene Ontology annotation, molecular function: zinc ion binding; nucleic acid binding.